UCCAGGACAGGCAUUGUGGCUCUGUACUAUAGCACGAGCUGGCGUCUGCCAAAGCAGAGGGUAGGGCUCGAGAUUGGACUCGCAACUGGCUGUGUUAGAUUUAAGCUAAGCAGCUCUCCUUGCGUUUGUUCUGACAGCCGCAGAAGGCUGAAGGAGCCUAUUCAGCAAAGACGCAGCUAAAGGUCCAAGUUACAAAAUCAGCAAGAACAGCACUCGCUAACCAAUACCUAUGUGUUUUUUUCUUUUUUUCUUUUUUUUUGUAUUUGUUGCCGGAGCAAUGUCACUUUAACCUAUAAUCUUAUUGUUUAUGCAACAAACUGCAUUUAAACAAAACGAGACAGCUGUUAUUUUUUUCUGUUUUUUUUUUUCUGAGCGCGAAGAAGAGGAUGACUUAUGUGGGUUUCUGGAAAUGGGUGGCUUCCUCUUGCUUUUUAAAUUGGGUUCCUUUAUGAAUUUGAGAGCAUCCUGCUAAUUUCCCCCAAAAACCAAGGGUGCGCCCAGAUUGCACCCUUCUGGCAUUUUAGCAGGUCGAUGUUUAAUUUCUGACGGAGAGAUCUAUAAAAAGAAAAAAAAAGUUAGAGUUUUCCCUUUCCCGACCCCACGCCCGCCUCCCGCUGCUCAGUGUGUCUCUUUGCCAGCGCACGAAGUUGGUGACUACCAGAAUCGUGUUUAGUCAUUUGAAAGUGGACAUUACACGCAGAAGAACUACACAGACCACAGCGUGCUGCAGAAGUUAGAAAGGCUAUCUGAUUAGUAAUCUCAGUCCUGGGGUUGCUUUAUACCUUUUGGAAAACUAAAGAAAUUCACAACUGAGGAUUCAGCUAUUGCUUAACCUACCGAUUGAGGGAAUAACAUAUUUUGGAAACAGUGGAAUGGUUAUAUUUUCCACACAAGUUUUCCAGGGUGCUGGAUUAUUCAAAGGCAAUGUUGUAUACAUCUCUGAACAACAUCCUGGAGAAAUGAUUGGAGAUUCACAAUUGCACAAGCGCUGAAGCCGCACCAGGGUGCUAACAAGUCGUGGAAAAUUAUUAUAAACAGAAGGAGGAAGAAAUCGAAAAGGGGUUACUAUUAUUUCGCAGCUUGCCUGACUAACGUUGCCGUUGGAUUUAUCAUGAUUGUAAUGAAUAUUUUCGGACUCUUUCUCCUAUUAGAUGGCAUUGUACAUUCCCUGGCCAGUUCGCCUGUGCUUUCUAGCACCGGGACCCACGGAUGGAGAACUCCGGUGGACUGUGUCAAGGCAAACGAGCAGUGCGCUGUGGAUUCACUAUGUAGCUCCCGCUACCGGACCCUGCGCCAGUGCUUGGCUGGCCGAGACAGGAAUACCAUGCUUGCAAACAAAGAGUGCCAGGCUGCGUUGGAGGUGCUGCAGGAGAGCCCUCUGUACGACUGUCGCUGCAAACGAGGCAUGAAGAGGGAGCUGCAGUGCCUUCAGAUUUACUGGAGCAUUCACCUUGGCUUAACUGAAGGAGAACAGUUUUAUGAAACUUCACCUUAUGAACCUGUGAGUUUUCGCCUUACUGAUAUAUUCCGACUUGCUUCAAUCUCCUCAGGAAUGGACCCUACUGCCGCAAAAGGAAACCACUGUACAGAUACUGGGAAACCUUGCAACGCAUGUCUGGAUGCUGCAAAAGCCUGCAAUUUAAACAACGACUGCAAAAAGCUGCGAAGCACCUACAUCUCCACCUGCAUGAAGCCCAUCUCUCCAGCAGAACCCUGCAGCCGUCGAAAAUGCCACAAGGCCCUAAGGCAGUUUUUUGAUCGCGUGUCGACCGAGUACAGCUAUCGGCUGCUUUUCUGCUCGUGCCAAGAACACGCGUGUGCCGAGAGACGAAGGCAGACGAUCGUCCCCUCCUGUUCCUACGAGGAGAAAGUGAAACCCAACUGUCUGGAUCUGAGAAACUUGUGCAGGACUGAUCAUCUAUGCAGGUCAAGACUGGCAGAUUUUCAUAUGAACUGUCAAACAUCAUUAUAUUCAGUUACCAGCUGUCCCAAUGACAACUACCAGGCAUGUCUGGCUUCCUAUUCUGGACUGAUUGGGUUUGAUUUGACCCCAAACUACAUUGACUCCAGCAGCACUAACAUUACCGUGUCCCCCUGGUGCUCUUGCAAAGGAAGUGGCAACAGGGAAGAAGAGUGUGAAAAAUUCUUGAGGGACUUCAGGGACAACAGCUGUCUCAGAAAUGCAAUUCAGGCUUUUGGAAAUGGAACAGAUACAAAUCUAGCACCCAAAACCCCCUCCAGUUCUGUAACUCAGUCAGUUAAGACAACAGUCACCGAGGACAUACCUAAGCCAUCCAUCAACCCCAUCGAUAUUAAACCAGGAGAUGAUGCCUGUGUCUUUCCAACGUGUGCCAACCUUCAGGAAAGUGGACCAAAGUGUAAUCUCGCCAAAGAUCAAACAUUCUGCCUACCUGAAGUUAGUCCCUCAAAUCCGGAUACUCCUGCUGAACCAGAAAGCUUCCCAAAGACAGGAGAUAUCAACGACAGAUCAGUUGCCGUCAACUUCUAUGGCAAUGCAGCAUUUGUGCUGCUUUCCUGCUUGACGGUGAAAUUGGCUUUCUAAAAAGUUGAGAAGAAAAGCAACAUCUGACAAACAAACAACCAACAAGAAACUACUUUCUCUCAUGUUUUCGUUUAGAAACUGAGAUUCCUUGAAGACAUAUCAAAGGCUGCAGACCACAUUGUUAGGAAGAGAACAUUGGUUCUAGUUUAAGCUAGCUCUAGAUUCCAAAGUCAAAUAGACUCCAAACCGUGCAAACCACUGGGGCUUUUCUCUUCCUACAAGCUCAGUAGAUCGAUUGUUAACUUGGACGGCAAAAUGGGAUGUUUUCUUUUUUCCUUCUCAAGUGCAAUGCUCAUGGAACACUGACUGAAAGACAUUCUGCUUUUUUGUGGAAGAUUGCUUCAUUCUCCUCAACCCCUUUCACCCAACUCAGUGGAGAAACUCAUCUGUGUGUAGCAGUUUCAGUAUUUCCCUAGGUUUAUUUUGUUUAAAACUAAAGUCACCCCAUCCUCCCUACCUCCUACCCCAACAGGUCCUGUGCUUUUUUUUUUUUUUGCACAACCAAUAAUAUUUUAUGAAAGGUUAUUUCUUGCUUUAAAAAAAUAUUUUAAGUAUAAAUCUUUAUUCUGUUACGUACAGUAUAUAUAUCUACACACAGUACAUAUAUAUAUAAAUAUAAAUAUAAUGCAGGUACAGUGUAAACCUGCAGUUCUUUCUUUUUGGUAUUCCAAAAAGAAGAGAAAAAUAGGUUUUGUGACUGGCAACGUUUCAGUCAGUUUCUUCUUGUUAGAAGUUGGCAGUGUGUGGCUGCCACUUCAAUGUGUAAAAUUUUGUCUGUGAGUAUUGAUAAAAAGUGUUUCCCUUCAAAUGUAAAGAUGUAAUUUCUUAUGUACGAAAACAAGACGAUGUUUAAAGGCAAGAUGUGGAGUACUGGUACAAGAUCAGGAAAACAAAAUGGCAUACAUGUUCCUCCUCUCUAAAACUUAUUUUGCCAACAUGGACCUGGAUUAUUGCUCUUCAUUUGUGCUUCAAUACGAAUGAACCAUGUGGCCUUGUUUUUUAGGCUUUGUUGCUUUGGGUGUUGGUGGGCUUGCUCUAGCUCUGAACUGCAGGAGAAAUAUUUGCUUAGAGAUUGAAUUUACUUAGUUCUGGAAAGAUAAUGGCAGUGUUAGCCUUUGAUCCAAAGGGACGUAUGGUUAAAACCAAUUUAUAGGACCACAGAACUGCUGUUAGUGAUAAUAACUGUUGAUUAUUUCAUUGACAUUAGACGUGUCACCGGGCACUGAUUUUCAUUCAGAAAGUGACCAUACAGUGCUUCAAUAUUUAUUUAACAAGGAUUUUCCCUGAAUUACUGGUCCCGCCUCCCUACAUUUGAGAUUGACAGUCAUCAUUGACCAAUGUUCAAUUGAAAAAAAAAUGUGCUGCAACCGGUACAUACCACUGUGAUACAGCACACAAAAGAGCACAGAAUUCCGUAAUACUUAUCGAUUCAAUUAAUGACAUUGAAAGAAUAUGUGAGGCUUAAAUUGGAAAGUUGAAGGCAAUGGAUAUUCAAUGUUCUCAAUCAUGCAGUUUCCUAUUCUUUAUUUUUGAAACCACUAUCACUAUCUUUUUGCAAGCUUCAUAGUUUUAGAGCAGCUAUAAAUUGCUUCCUGACUGCUUUGUUAGCCAGUGCUGCACAAUGGUUCCUCACUAGGUUUGUAUCCUAUAUAGGCAAGUGUGACGCCUGGGGCAGUGAAGCAAUGGGGAUGCAAUUUGGUAGUAGCUCCUAUACUUGUGUAGCAUACUGUUUGGUUUUAGAAAUAAAGAGCGAGCUUGAAUUUCGGCAACAAUGACGAUCAGCACUUACAUGUGGAGAAUGAAAACAAGAGAAAUCACUGAAGAAAAGAAUGUAUGAAAUAAGAAGCUAAGAAGUAUUCCAUUUAAAUUUUCAUUUGGAGCUGUUUACUGACAUUACAGCAUUCAAGAGUUUUAACAAAUAGGUGCUUGUAAGGCAUAUAGUAGAUGUCUCUACUGUAUACUAAAUUUAUAGCUGUGUUUUCUCCAUCACAUUUAUAGAAGCAUAUUUUUAAUUUGCAGCCAUCAAUUCAAUUGUAAUAGCCAUUCCCUUAAAAAAAUACAAGCUUAAAUAAUGAUAGAAAGCAAUAACUGUGCCAAGAAUAUUCUUGUCACAGUUGCAUAUUACAUAAUGUUGUUACACUACAUCCAUUAUAUGAAUGAAUACAAAUGUACAGUAAUUCAUAUUGUCAGGAGUCUAAGCCAAACUGUCAGAAAGAAGCAUAUUUUUAAUUUGACGCAGAAAUCUGCUUGCUGAUUCAAUUUGUGAUUAAGGGAUUGAGGAAAUACACACAUUUUGCUUGAGUUUUCUGAAUUAGACAAUGACAAUCAUGUAUGUAGUGUGCAGUUAAGAAAUUUACGAAAGAACCAAAUAAAAAGAUCAACUGAGAAAAGAAAUGGUUUUGCAAACCAUGGAUGGUGUUACAAAGUUAUAUACAGUACUAUAGAUAAUCCUGCAGUUUGUGUUGUGGCAUAAAUAUCAGCACUGGCUUUGCCAGUGCUGGCAGAGGUCAUGCAUUGAUUUAACAUUUGUUCGAAUUAUGCUAUGUGGACAAAAUACCUCCAUACCGUAACAAUGUUAAUGUCACCUACCUUUGUAGAUUGCAGUAAGGUCCAGGUAUGCUAAUGUUGUGCUUGUUUCUUUAUCAAUAAAAUGUUUUUAUUUGUAAACUU
Acipenser ruthenus (sterlet) is the source of this 5233-nucleotide messenger RNA. RefSeq names its product GDNF family receptor alpha-2-like. The record is from RefSeq and is a predicted model, not a curated record. Gene Ontology annotation, cellular component: external side of plasma membrane; signaling receptor complex. Gene Ontology annotation, molecular function: signaling receptor activity. The transcript has 9 exons. Bases 1112 to 2563 code for a protein of 483 amino acids. NCBI's taxonomy places the organism in Eukaryota, Metazoa, Chordata, Actinopteri, Acipenseriformes, Acipenseridae. Gene Ontology annotation, biological process: nervous system development.